AUGGAUUCUACGGUUUUAAGCAUUUUAGGCGGUGCAGUUGUGUUGGGAGCUUUAGUUACCUAUUUAUCACGCAAAGCGACUUCUUUACGUGAUCCCGUUAAGGUAUGGCAUGCCUUAAAUAAACCUGUCAUAAGAAGGUUUAGACCUUUGAUAUACUCUUAUCUACUUUCUUUCGCUAAUCCUUUUGUCUCUUGUAUUCAUUUGCGCAUUACAACCCUCAACAAGGGAAUUUGUUCCGGAAUUUUAAAGGAACAAAAGAGAGUUCACAAUCCCUUUAACUGUAUUCACGCAGCGGCGCUUUGUACGUUUGCCGAAACUGUUGGGGGCUUGGCGGUAUUUAGUCAAUUAACCAAAAAAGAUAGAGCAAUCGUUACAAAAAUUAAUAUGGAGUAUCUCAAAAAAGCAAGAGGGUUAAUUACAGCCAUCUGUCAAUUUAACCUUGAAGAAGUUAGCGAACAACCCGAAAGUGAAUGUGAGGUUACUCUUAGGGAUGAAACAUUAGAUAUUGUGGCAAAGGCAACAAUAUUUUGGCAAAUUAGUAGAAAGGACUAA
Messenger RNA from Funneliformis caledonium, 552 nucleotides. The record is from the annotation of a GenBank genome assembly. NCBI's taxonomy places the organism in Eukaryota, Fungi, Glomeromycota, Glomeromycetes, Glomerales, Glomeraceae.